This is a messenger RNA of Diversispora eburnea, 6876 nucleotides long. Lineage: Eukaryota; Fungi; Glomeromycota; Glomeromycetes; Diversisporales; Diversisporaceae. The record is from the annotation of a GenBank genome assembly.
AUGUUACCUGCAAAUAAUUUUACAAGUCCUCAAAAUUUCAGUACUAUUCGUACUACUUUAAUUUUAUCUGACGGCCAAUGUCUGCCAAAUGUUAUGGAGAAAAUAUUGAAUGAGAAGUUAUGUGAUCUGAUCUUAGGAUUGGAUUUUUUUGAUCAAAAGACAUUGACCACUCCAGUGACUUCAAUAGAUAAUAAAACUUUUGAGUUGACAGAAUCGAAUCUUAGCAAUUUAAUUCAGCUUGAUCAUUCUUUAUGCAAAGAUCUAAUCCAAAGUUUCAAAGAGGAAAAUGUUACGUGGGCUCAGUGGAAUGAUUAUGAAUUAAAAGAGAAAUUGAUUCUUUAUUAUUUUGAAGAACGUAGUAGUUUGAUCGAAAUUUUAUGUAAUCUGUUUUUUUCUGCACAAGAUCCGGAUAAACUCUAUCACGAUUUAGCAAGAAAAAUAGUUCACAGUAAUAUGUUGGAUAAUGGUUUUACGGAUCGUAUAUUUAAUCAAUUCGAGAGAAAAUCAAAACAAACAAUACCUCAAAAUUUUUUAAAUAUAAAUAUGACAAAAAUAUGGGCAACUCAAUCAGUUAAAGAACAAAAAAUUUUAUUGGAUCUUCUAUUCAUACGGUAUGCAGUAAAUGUUCCUGAACACAAAACACAUUUAUUAUUAAAGUUUCUUAAAUUAUCAUUAAAUACAAAAUUUGGUAAAGAUCAACCAACUGAACAAUUCCUUGAUGAUAUUGGAAAGGAAUUAAUUAUUCAAGUUCAUGAUCUUAGUCAAAUAUUUUUAAUAACAAUACUUUUUGUUGAGUUCAAAGUUGAUUUUUUAUUUCCUUCUUCACCAUAUCAAAAACAACCUGCAUCACAAGAAGAUAUUAUGCCUAUAAAUACAAUUGCGUUAACAAUGGGAAAAGAUCAAACUCAUGGAAUAUUUUUAUGGAUUUGGUCAUCAUAUUUAUCACAUCUACAGAAUUUUUUUGAUAUUACAAGUUGGCCUUAUGAAUAUCAAGCACUUGAAACAAGUGCGAACAAUAUAAUAAGAGAAUGUGGAAAUAAGGCAUUUAAUCUUAAUGUUAUUAAUUAUAUUCUUGACAUUUUAAAUGGUCCUUGUUUUCAACCGGAUGAACCAUAUAUUACUGGAUACAAAUUUAUAUUUAAACAAUUCUUUAUGUCAAUUUUUGAAGCGUACGAAGUAAAUUAUUUACCGGAAUAUUAUGGACUUAUUGAAUGUUUUGCACAAGUUUUUAGUGAACAUGGACCUAGUCAAAAAUUUUGGGAAGAUGAUUUUGAUAAUCCAAAACAUAGAUCUUUAUUAGAUUUAGCAAUAACUAGAUUUCCACAACAAUUCUAUCCACUUGUACGAUUACUUACUGCUCUUGCUUCUGAUAGUAUUUCAGCGAAAUAUGUUUUUGAAUUCAUGCAAUCCUUUCCUGUAUGUUGUUAUAUAGCUACCGAUGAUCAACUAUCUCCUGUUCUAAAUAAUGAAAAUGUUGUAUAUGCUAAAAAGUCCAUAAAUGUAUUCGAAAAUCUAUAUCAAAAAACAAUUAAAAUACCACAAGGAACUAUUGGUAAUGUGGUUUCAAUAAUUAAUGGAAAAAGAAUAAUUCGAUGGAAAUUUAAAUAUUCAGUUUGGCAUCUUUUAAUCGGCAUGCUCGAAUCUUUUCCAUUUACAAAAAAUGGAGAAAUAACGGAUUCUACUUUGUCCUCAUUUAGUGAAACCAAGAUAUCUAGGAUAUGGGAUAUUUUACGACUAUUUAAUACUGUAUUAAUCAAUGCGCCUGACCUCGUUAGACCAUUAAUGACACAUUUGGAAUCAUAUCAAGAACUUAACAAACCUAUUAAUGAUCUUUCAGAAAUUAUAUUUGGAGUGAUUAAAAAUGUUCUUGAUGUCUCAAGAAUUUCUCAUGAUGAAGUCAAUUUAAUUGCUAGUGGAUUAAAAUGUUUGAAAGCAUUGUUACCUCACUUUGGAAGACAAAUCAUGUUAAAUUUUAAGCAAUCAAGACUUUUACCACGUGCACCCGAAACUGAUUGGAUUGUAAAUGAAAUUCAAUCAACUGAUCAAUUACAGUAUUUAUUAAUUGAAAAAGAAUGUGUUUCAGGUAGUUAUCCCGUAACUACUGCAUUUUUAGAUCUUGUAAUAGAUAUGUUAAAUAAUGUUGAACGUGAUAAUUUAAUUUUGGAUCAGAAUGUUCUUUAUUCGUGCGUAUCCUAUAUUUUGAGUGUCAUUUUUGUAUCUUAUGAUCACUGGCGUUAUAAUAAUCCAGUAACACGUAUUCAAAUUGGAUCAAAAUGUUUAGAAAUAUUUAAUAGAAUCAUUCUUGGUUGUCCUCCAAUUAUUGGAAACAUUAAGUAUAAUGAACCUUUGGUAUGUACAAAAGAAAAUGAUCUUCAAAAUUCACUCAAAGAAUAUGUUACAAAUAGCUUUUUGACAGAAGGUGGAUUAUAUCAUACUCUUCCACUAUUUACAAUUAUUGAAAGAGGUAAAGACUUUCGUAAUUAUUUGGAAAAGGCAUCAAAUUAUCAAAUGGCACUUGAAUCAGCAAAAUUGUUUGAGUUGGCAUUAGCAUUUCUUUUAAGGUUACUUAAAAUUCACAAGAUAAAUGACACUCAAACAUCAUGGUUGGAAAUUACUUUAUUAGAUAGAACGACUGGAAAUAACAGUAGGGGAUUAAUUUUUGUAAUUGCGUCACUUAUCAAGUAUACAGAUAGUCCUUGUAUUCCAAUAAUGGCAUGCGAAUUGUUGACAUUACUUUUUACAUUUGCAAUCAAAUCAAUGCCAAAUUGUCUUCCUUUAAAUGGCCUUUUUGGAAGCGUUCCUGAAUCAAAAAAUUUAAUGAAAAACUAUUUAUAUAGAUUGAAGAAAGACAUUCAUAUUCCUGAAUUACAAGUUGCAAUAUUAAAUUUUUUUACUGUUGCUACACAAGCAAAAUUGGGAUUGAUUGUUUAUGGUGAUGACAAUUUCUCUGAAAUAUUUGAUCAUAAAGGUAAAGGAAAAUCAACAAAUAUAAUUCCAUCUAAUUCUUUAAUUCGAAUUGUUUUCGAAUUCUUACAAGGUUGGGAAAUUCUUUUAAAGGAAAAUCCUAAUAUUCUUCUUGCUUCAAUAAGAUUUCUUGAUGUUUUAUGGGAAAAUGCUUGGAGACCUGAUUACAAUAUCUUACAAAAUUUGCGACUAAAUAAUAAAUUUUGGGAAAAUCUGGUUUCAAUACUUCUUUCUGAAAUGAAAGCUCAAUCCAUAGAAAUUACAGAAUUAUAUUCAUCUCAAGAUCAUAUUUUCAGUGAUUCGAAUGAAAUCGUAGUACAAGAAUGUUGUCAUCUUAAUAUUAAAGCUCGAGUAUUACGAAUAUUAGCCCAUGAAAUUAGAUAUUUGACAUUUUCGACCACAAUUCUGACUCUCAAAGAUUUCGAUGAAAUUUUAAAAUUGGAGUCUUCAAAUGGUUUGAAAAUAAUGUUUACAGCAAUCAAAGAUUCCAAUAGCCUUCUUUCUUGGCUCAAGGAUUUUACUCGCAUUGAUUAUGAUUCUGUUACUCAACAUUCACUAUAUGAUAUCGUAGAUAAUUUAUUUCCAAAUAUCAAGUUGAAUAGUCUAACUGUUUUAUGUUGGAGUGAGGAUUAUGAUUUGAGUCAUAAUUAUGGGGAUAACUAUAUGUAUAACAUCAAUUUGAUGAGAGAAUUAUUACUUCAGUAUGAAGAUUCAAAAAAUAAAGAAAAUAUUUUGCUUGCUUUAUGUAAAGAGAAUCAUCAUUGGUCUAUUGUUGAUGCUCAAGUAGUUUUAUUAAGGUCAUGGAAAUAUUUUAUGGAAACUGCAUCUGAUAGAUUAAAUGGCGCACUUUGGGUUUCGAAAAAUAAAAAGGAUAUUUCUUGGCCAAUUUUGAGAGGUAUUGCAGAACGUAUUGAGGAAGAAACGAGAAAUGGGGAUCCCGUAAUGUUGGUGGUACGUGACGAUCUCGCCACAUUGUUAUUACGAUUAUUAGAACAAUUAUCUAUAUCCGAUGAUCACCCGAUAUCAGAAAGAGCCAUUCAAUAUGCUGAAUUGAUUACUCUUUUACAUAAUGGAAUUAUGAGUGUAAUCUUUCCAAUACGGGAUUCGGUCGAAGGUCGAUCCUCACCAGCAUUUCAUCGACCUUUAUUACAAUCAUUAUUAUUAUGUCUCCGUGCACUCAAUAACGCCGAUGAACAUCUAUCACGUAAUGAAAAAAUAUUAUUAGAAUUUCGGAACACUUGUCGUUCACUUCUUUCAGAAAUUAGCGCAUUAUUUGAAUCAUUGGUGAGUAAGAAAUCAAAUAACGAAGAGGAUAUUUUGACGCUCAUUGCUACAAUGGAGAAACUUAUUCAACCAUUAUGUAAUCCAUAUCCUACAGUUUGGCUUAAAAUACUAGAAGAUUAUCAUAUCAUCAAAUUACUUCUUAAUUCAUUUACUCAAUCUUUGUCGAUGCCAUGGAAAGAUCGACCCAUAUAUAUCGAUAGUGUUAUGCAUUUUAUUUUAUCGUUAGCGAAUGUUCCAGUCGCUGCUAAACAAUUAUAUUUUGAUGAAAUUAUGAUCAAAUUUUGUAAUAACAAUUUGUCACCAUCAUUACAGGCAGGAAUUGUAGUGUAUGAUCCAAAGGAAGAUUGGCAUCAAGUAUGGUGUUUUAUGUUAGCAGUAGUGACAAGUAUAUUAUGUACUAUUGAAAGUAAAGAAAAGGGAAAUUACUUAAAAAAUCUUGUUGGGUUUAUUAAUCUGUUUUCCAAUCAGAUUAUGCAUUCGAUGGCUUGUGAACUUCCAAUAAAUACGUCAUAUAUUGAGGAGAUAUUACGAACUACUAUGUUAUUUUAUCAAUUAUCUAUUCAUUUGGGACCAUCAGAUGAGACGAGUUUAUCCCGUAUUUACGAAGAUCACCUAAUAACACUUUUGGCUAAGAUAAAUUCUUUAUUUUCUCAUCCAAAAUAUACAUCUCGAAUGGUGCAACCUCUUUCUUUAGAAGAAAAAGAGCAAUCAACAACUCCUUUGUCUGAUGGUAUCAAGUCAUCUUUUAAGAAAGUUUUACCUGCUGUUGAUGUGACUUCACCGGAAUCAUAUGAAAUGAAUAGAUUUUUACAAACAGUACAACAAAAACUUUUAUUUAUUACACGUAAUAUUCUUGCAACCUACAUUAAUUUGACCAAUGCUCAGGAUGCUCUCGCAAUGUCAAUACCAAUUUGGUUAGAACAACGUAUUUACUUUGAACCCUUAAUGAAAGUUUCUGACAAAGAACCUGCUACAAUUGCUACACUUUUAGAAUUGAUGGAAUAUGGAAUUACUUUACUAAAAUUAUGGGAACAUUCACUUAAUUCUAAAAAUACAAUAGAUGAUUGGCCCUUUUGGCGAACGACAUGGAAAACGACAACAACUUUUAUUGAAAUGACAUUUAUUUUAGCAGUCUCACAAUUGACAUCAUGCCUUUAUUAUGGGCCAUAUAAAAGAAAAGAUAUUCAGGAUUUAAUGACAGAGGUUAAUGAACGUAUAGUAAAUGUACAGCGUUUAGUGAAAAAGUUAUUGGGGGAUAAUUCGAGAGGUAAAACUGAAGAACCAGAAUUACGGUCUCUGGAGGUCGUAUUACGUGGGUUACAACAAUUUAAUUACAAGAUGUUAGUAAAUGCUCGACUUUCACAUAUUUAUUCUACCCUUUCUUCCAUGCCACCAAUCGCUAAAAGCAAAAAGUACGAUUAUCUCGUUAUUGGUGGAGGUAGUGGGGGAAUAGCGUCUGCUAGGCGUGCUGGUUCUUAUGGUAUUAAAGUUGGGCUUGUAGAAUCAAGUGGUCGUUUGGGUGGAACUUGUGUAAACGUUGGCUGCGUUCCUAAAAAGAUUAUGUUUAAUACAGCGCUUAUUUCUGAAGCUUUACGUGAUGCUAAAUCUUAUGGCUUUGAAUUAAAGACUAUCCCAACAUUUAAUUGGGGAAUUCUAAAGAAAAAACGUGAUGAUUAUAUUAGACAAAUUCCUGGUUCGAAAUUUGGCAUUACCAGUGAUGAUUUUUUCAGUCUUGAAGAACAACCAAAAAAAGUUUUGGUAGUGGGUACCGGUUAUAUUGGAGUCGAAUUAGCUGGUAUCUUUAACUCUUUAGGUAUUUUAAUGGGUACUGAUACUACACUUUUAUCUCGAUCGGGAGAAGUAUUGCGUAAUUUUGAUCCAAUUAUUAAGAAAACUAUCUUUGAAGAAAUGAAAAAAGAGGGCAUUCACUUCUUAACAUAUGGUAAUGUUAAAUCAUUAUCACGGGAUACCGAGAAAGGACCAGUUAAAGUUCAAUUCAAAUCAAACGAGACGGGUGACACGGAAGACGAGUUUGAUCUACUUUUAUGGGCAGUAGGAAGAGACCCAAAUGUUCAUGAUUUAAAUUUGGAAAGAGUUGGUGUUAAGUUAAAUGAUAAAGGAUACAUUAUCAGCGAUGAAUAUCAAAAUUCAACUGUAGAUAAUAUAUUUGCGUUAGGUGAUGCAUGUGGUGUGGCACAAUUAACACCUGUCGCUAUCGCCGCUGGACGACGUUUAUCUGAUCGUCUUUUUGGACCACCCAAAUUCAAUCAAAGUAAACUUGAUUAUAACAACAUUCCUACUGUUAUUUUUCACGGUACUUGUGGUACAGUUGGUUUGACUGAACCGAAGGCAAGAGAAAAAUAUGGUGAUAAUAAAGUUAAAACUUAUACUUCUAAAUUUGUAAAUAUGUAUUAUUCGAUGACAGAGAAUAAACCUACAACAGCAUAUAAACUCGUAGUAGUAGGUGAAGAAGAAAAAGUAGUCGGCGUUCAUAUCAUUGGAAAGGAUUCUGCUGAGAUUUUACAAGGAUUUGCAGUUGCCGUUAAAAUGGGCGCUACAAAACAAGAUUUUGACAAUACAGUGGCUAUACAUCCUACCGCUGGAGAAGAAUUGGUAACAAAAUUAUAA